Messenger RNA from Uranotaenia lowii, 9459 nucleotides. RefSeq names its product E3 SUMO-protein ligase RanBP2 (gene Nup358). Gene Ontology annotation, molecular function: protein binding; GTPase activator activity. Gene Ontology annotation, cellular component: cytoplasm; nuclear pore. Gene Ontology annotation, biological process: intracellular transport. NCBI's taxonomy places the organism in Eukaryota, Metazoa, Arthropoda, Insecta, Diptera, Culicidae. The transcript is spliced from 7 exons. The coding region runs from base 364 to 8490 and encodes 2708 amino acids. The record is from RefSeq and is a predicted model, not a curated record.
GCCAUAAGUGAAGGAAGGCAAAUUCGCGCACUAGCCAGACAUUGACGGGAAAGGAAAAUAAAAAAUUGUCUCAUCUAAUGCGUAGAACCGAGUAUUUUAUUUCGUAAAUAAGUGGCCGGUAAUCGCGAAGGAAAGGUUUAAAAAGUAGUGCAAAUAUAGAACAGCUUUGUCGGGUAGAUAAUUGAUUCCGGAAAAUAGUUGACCGAAGCUCUGGUGUCCUUUCGUGACCGUACAGGAAAAUCGAAGUUGGCGUGGAGUUUUCUUGCUCGUGUUUUUUCUGCUGUUACCUUGAUCAUCCGUCAUCGGUGGUGAAAAUAUUGUGCGUGAAAAUAACACCACAAGGCCGCCGCCGUCGAAAAAACAAUGUUCUCGACCAAGAAGGAUAUAGAUCGGCACGUAAAGACUUCGCUUGCGAAGCUGCCGGAAAAUGAGAAAUAUCUUCGUGGGUUGGCCAUCGCACGGCAGUAUUUUAAAUUGGGCGAGUAUGCAAGUGCCGAGCAUUGGUUGUCCUGCUUUCUGUCCGUCCAGGAAGGCAGUGCCCAGGCGCACAAGCUGCUCGGUCAAUGUUACGAGAGGCAGAAGAAAAUUGACCGGGCCAUCACGUCGUAUCAGCGAUCGCUGCAGCUGGACUCGAAACAAACCGGUUUAAUCACCGACGUCUGCAAGCUGCUGCUAUCGGAUGAUAAUUACAGUAAAAAUCUGUCGAAAGCUAAGCAUUGGUGUGACCUGGCAGAGACGGAACGCAUCAAUCACGAGGCAGUGUUAAACUUGAAGUUGAAAGUCGCCAACAAGGAUACUGCAACCGAUAACAAAAUGGUCAGAGAAAUUAUCCUGAAGGAAAUAGUGUCUCGCCCAUUGGAUCCGGGAUUGCGAAUUCGCUUGGUGGAACAUUUCAUUGGCGAGAAGAAGCUGGAGGAUGCUUUCAAGUAUUGCUAUGAAAUCGAGAUGAAGUUUACCGAAACGUUUCAGCAAUCCAUCGCCUGGGCAAAUACGGUCUCAUCCAUGUUAGCUAAGUACUCGGAAUCUACUGGAGGGUCCUACCAGACCAACUGGAAUUAUUGGUUGCUGAGUGUGAUGAUCUUGGAUCGACAGAUUUACUUGAAUUUGUUGGAUGAUUGUUCUCUCGAGACCAUUAGGCAGAAUAAACUUAAAGAAGUUGCAAUGCUGCUGAGCGAGAUGGAUCAAGCUUUGCAAAAGUUUGCCGAAAAGGGUCGUAACUCGUGUCCACAGAAGCAGCUGGCAGAGGAAUUUUUGCGACACUAUCGCGGUCAGUUGGCGUUGCAUUCUGCAUCGUUGCUCUUCAAGGAUGAAAAACAAGUAAGCCGGAAGGCCCGGGAUGUCACCACCAAAUGCUUGCCCUUGCUGUUCCUGGCCUACCAGUGUGAAGUCCCGGAAACCGGAGAAAUCUGGCUGAAGCACACCAACGACGUGACCAGGCAGUUGGUUGGAUUCUGGAGCAAGCAGGGAUCGUUCCGGUGUUGCCAGGCCGGAAGCAUCCUCCUAUCGUGUGUGGAAAACAGCAUAGAUGUGUCGAUUAUUGCUCAAAUCCAAAGUGUAACCGAUAGCAAAAUUUGGAACACUGCGGAAGAUUUGAUUAAUCAGGUCCGUCAGUUUUGUUCUGACACGAAUUGGAAGAAACAAAUAUAUCGAGCUCUGUACAGCAACAGCGGAGACCAGCUGUCAAAAAUGGCUACAUCGUAUUUCAUACAAAAUGCGUCUGUUUGUGAACCGGAGUAUAUUUUGCCGAAGCGAGAGCUUUUACAGGCGUAUUUGGAAACGGCGCAGAACCUGUAUCUGUCAUCCCUACCCUACCAGGUGUAUCUGGGAUUAGGUAUUGAAGAUUUGUCGGAGCUCAAGUGCAAAUCGUUCGGAGGAUUGAACUUUUCGACAAACAAUCAAGACAACUGUAGCGUGGAGACCCUCAAUCAACUGGAUGUGGACUCGUUUCUGUACUGUGCUAUUCUGGUGGCGCAGAGUGUGUUGGAAAGCGAACGAAAAUAUAACGGAAAGGUGGAUUUCGGAAGACCUAUGAUUUUGCCAGCAACGAGCAUGGUUCCAUCAUUGUGUGAAGACGAUAAGAUAGAGUGGUGGAAUGCAGUAUAUUCGAUUCUUAAGAAUGUCAAAUCAUGUGAGUCCUCCCUAGACAAGCAAUUGCUACAGCACGGAAUUCAAGCAGUCCGUGGCUAUGAAACUUCAAUAACGGAUGUCAUGAUUCUGUUGAAGCUGGGUAAAGUACUGGCAAAGCGUGCGGCCAACUCAAUGCUUCCGGAGGAACGACGUCAACUAGAACUGAGAGCUGAACAAGUUUAUAAAGCAGGAGUACAACUGUGGAACAUUCGCAACGAAGCCUCUUACACAUAUAACAACAUUUUCUUCAAGUACGCUAUCGAUUUGUCAAAAUGUAACGAGCAAGCGGUUAAACUAGCAGAAGAUGGUCUCACCUUUUUGGCUGGAUUUUACUUCAAACAUGGACGAUACGAAGAAUUCACUCAGGAAUUCGGAGGCAUUCCUCUACCAUUUGCAGCGUACUUCAGAGCUGAAGCUUUUAAAAAAUUAGACGAAUCUAAUAAAACUCCGCUCAAAACUAAAAGAUUUUAUAGCGAUCGGGCCCGUGAUUGUAUCAAACAAACCCAGAAAUAUUUGGAACUUCCGUACAUCGAGAAAAGUCAUCCGCUACAUUAUGUCGUUCACGGUGAGAUCAAACGUUUGCAGUUCAAUGAAUCUCUCGAUGCAAGUCUCAAUACAUCGGUCAACGGUUUCGGAUCGAAUGGCCCUGAUGAAAGCGAUCAUUUCCAAUCGUUCAGUUCUUCAACUAACACAGGAUUAAACCGAUCGGAACGGGAGGCUGCUAACUUCAACGCGAGAACCAACGAGCUGGAGAACUUAAUCCGCAAAAUGAUGGAAACGUUAAACAUUGUGAAGGAGGAUGUUCUCAAUAUCCGAAACGACGUUGGAGACAUUCAAGAACGCUUGGUCAAAAUCGAGGAUAACUGUUACAAAAAAUCUACCGAAGAAGAUGCAGCAACUACUGCUAUGAUGAACGAUUUGUAUAUUUUAGAUGAACUUCAAAAUCCGUCCUAUGUCAACCAGCAAGCUUACAACCCUUCGUUGCAACAACAGUUGACACCAAAUCUCCAGCAGAAUCGCCUCCCCACUCAUCCAGCUGCAGCAGCAGCCGCAGCUGUAGCAUUGCAACAACCGAAUCCUUAUCAACAGUUCUACAAUUCGUCAUAUCCCAUGUAUAUGCAACAGUACCCUCAACAAUCGAGCCGUACUCCACUAGGAGCAGUUGCUUCUCCAAUGCACACCUAUCACGAUAACUUACUGGUUCCGGCCUCUCCGGCAGCUUACUAUCAACAACCACACGCUCAACCAACCCUUCCGCAGGUCACAGUCGCUCCGCAACCGGUGGUUGCUCCAAUUGCUAAGAAUAACUCACUUUUUGAUCAAGCUCUGCAAACUCCAACACUACUUAACACUUGGAACUCUACCUAUAACAAUGCUAAUCUUCCGCAAGCCACAACCAUCACUCCGCUACCGAUCGAGAAAGCUCCUCCCGUAAAUGUGGUCAUUACUAAUUCCGAUCCACUGCCGACUAACAUUUCCACGGCUACCACACAACCCACCUACAGCGUUACCAUUCCUCCACAACACAUCAAACACAGCGUGGUAGGAAAUACUCCGGCCCCAACAACUGCAGUAAUUCCCCCAGUGGCUGCGCCAACGAUUUCCGGUAUAGAAAACAUCUCCCCACCAGCCGGUCAGCCAUCAACGAUUAAUACUAAAUUUCCAAUUGCAGUUCCGAAGGCAACCAUUCCUUCCAUCGCACCAGGAAUGUUCGCCCAGAAUAUAGUAGCUGCCGCUGCUAAUGCCACUACUUCUGCCGCGGCCGAGAAAGAAGCGAAAGAUGAGGACGACGAUGAUGUGGGAAACGUUUCCGGUGAGUACGAUCCUCGACCAGAUUUCAAGCCAAUUAUCCCACUUCCGGAUGAAAUAGAAGUCAAAACGGGGGAGGAAAAUGAGGAUCAAGUGUUCUGUGGUCGUUCGAAGCUCUUCAGGAUGGCAGACAAAGAGUGGAAGGAACGAGGUCUCGGUGAUUUGAAGAUUCUGCGUAGCAAAGCUGAUAAAAGUAAAUAUCGAAUUGUCAUGCGACGCGAGCAGGUGCACAAAAUUGCUGCCAAUCAUUCAAUCACGCCGGAACUAUUGAUUAAAAUAAUGGAAAAAAACAACAAGAGUUGCACUUGGAGUGCGAUUGACUUCGCCGAUGACGAACCGAAAAAAGAGACAUUCUGCGCCAGGUUCGCAAGUCCAGAACUGGCCAAACAAUUUUAUGAAAAGUUCAACGAGGCAAAAGCUGAAGUCGCUCGUUUGAAGGAACAGUCUGAUAAGGCUGACAAGUCGAAAACUGAACCGGCAAAGGCGGUUAGUAAAUCGUUGUUCAGUUCGCCACUAUCAACAGCCAGCGUUGCAUCCUCCAGCACUACAACAACCCCUAGCACUUUCCAAGGUUUCACAUUUACUAACAGCUUCAAACCUAAUGUGACACCUUCGACAGCUGCAACCGUAGAAAAGCCUAAAGAACCGGCCAAACCAAGUCCAUUUGCUUCCUUCUCGUUUGGAGGAGCAAACAAACCGACAGCCGCUGUACCCACUGGACUCCCCACCUCAACCAAUGAUAGUACUAGCCAAAAAUCUUUUACCGACAUCUUCAGUAGCUUGGGAAAGCUAGCAACUCCGGCUCCGCCUUCCGCAUCUCAAAAAUCGCCGGAAAAAGACACUAACAACACAUCCGUCUGUGGUCCCGAAGAAACCGUAGAAGAUUUUGUCCCCACGGCUGAUUUCCAACCGGUUAUUCCGUUGCCCGAUCUUGUAGAUGUCAAAACUGGAGAGGAGGAAUUUACCUGUAUGUACGAGCAUCGGGCUAAGCUGCUUCGUAUGGAUAAAGCAGCCAAAGAGUGGAAAGAACGCGGGUUGGGAAAUAUUCGGGUUCUGGUUAAGAAGGAGGAUCCCAACACGGCCCGGCUGCUAAUGCGAAGAGAGCAGGUGCUGAAGCUGUGCUGCAACCAGUUGAUUACUAAGGACCUUAAGUUUAUACCCGAUGACAAAAAAUGUACCUUGACUUGGGUGGGUCACGAUUUCUCAGAAAACGAACUGGUGAAGGAAACGUUUGCUCUGCGCUUCAAGAACAACGACAUUCGGAAUCAAUUCCACGACGUUGUUAAGAAAGUUCAAGACGCGAUGGGAACGCCUAAGAAAGACAACGUGAAAGCGGAACCGGAAAAAACGGAAUCCAAAGGCUUCGGAGACAAAUUUAAGCCGAAGGUGGGCUCCUGGACUUGUGAGGGAUGUUAUGUUGUCAACAAAGGCGAAGAUAGUACUUGCCCGGCAUGUGGCACAUCAAAAGAUCCAUCGGCUCCCAAAACUGAUACUGUCGGUAAGUUUAGCUUUGGUGUGCAGCCAAAAGAGGCUUCUAAAUUUAGUUUUGGUGUCCCACCAGUUGCAACAACAACAGCUAAACCCACUGUUGAACCUGCGAAAAAGGAAGAAUCGAAAGGAUUCGGCGACAAAUUCAAGCCAAAAGCUGGUUCCUGGACCUGUAGUGCUUGUUACAUAAGCAAUGCUGCCGAAGACUCGUACUGCAUGGCAUGUGAAACUCCCAAAGAUUCAACCGUACCGAAGAAGGAGAAAAAUGUCACUGGUACAGGUGAAACACCUAAAUUCAAUUUCACUCCAGGCGGUGGUUUUAGUUUCGGAACCCCGGCAGUAACAACAUCUACAGCACCAGCAGCAAUCGCUCCGAAAUUGGGAGGAUUCAGCUUUGAAAUAACAUCGACUCCCAAGCCAGCAGCCACCACAGCAACAACAACAACAACAGGCUCCGGUGGUUUCAGUUUUGGAUCCGGUGGUUUCACAUUUGGCUCGACCCCAGUCAAACCAGUAGCUGCUGUCCCAUCUACAAUUUCCGGUCCAACCGACCUGAGCGUAAAAUCAAACCCAACAACAAACUCGGAGUCGUUUAAAUUUGAGCUUCCGAAACCGGUUAUGUCAUUCGGAUCAACACUGCCACCGGAAGACCAAUCUACGGCAUCACCAGUCGCAAAAUCCUCAUCCCUGACUAAACCGGCAUUGGCACCCGAAAAGCCUACGUUCGAAUUCGUAUUCAAACCCAAAUCGCCGGGAAAACCAAAAAGCCCCGGUCGCAGAAUAAGUACUGGUUCGGCGAACGACGAAGAAGAAGCGGACGAUGCUGGUGAUGAGUGUGGCGAGGAGGAAAGCACCGCAUACUUUACCCCGGUAAUACCGCUGCCGGAAAAGGUGGAUGUGAAAACCGGUGAAGAGGAAGAAGAUGUUUUGUACUGUCACCGUGCGAAAUUGUUCCGCUUUACGGAUAAAGAGUGGAAGGAACGCGGCAUAGGGGACGUCAAAAUUCUGCGCCAAAAGGUCAAUGGAAAAACAAGAGUGGUCAUGCGACGCGAUCAAGUGUUGAAAAUUUGUCUUAACCACGCGCUAGACUCGGACAUUCUGUACAACAAGAAAGAUGACAAAACUUGGCAAUUUGUGGCCAACGAUUUUUCGGAAGGCACAUUUGAGGUGAUGAAUUUCUGUCUUCGUUUCAAGAACAGCGACAUUGCUGGUGAAUUCAAGCAAGCCGUCGAUAGAGCUAUUUCUGGUGAAUCUGUCUUGAGAACCCCUACCGUAAUCGGAGAUGGUAAGCUGAAUACCACAUUGGAUUCCACCAUUUCAACACCAACCAGCAAUGUCAAUUUCUCCCAACUGAGCGAUAUAUCUUUGGAUGACAAGGAGUUGACGCUGAAGCUGAAGUUGCCGGAAGACUUUUUCGAUAAUCCAGAGACUUCUUGCAGCGGUUGCCGUGGAUGUGACCCGGAUGCUUUCGUAUUUCCAAACUAUGGUGGCACAGAACUUGCAGACGAUAAACCAUUGCCAAUUAAUGUUAUUGAUGUUCGAAAAGUUCCAUCGGUUGGAAAACUUAGCAAAUCCCCGAAAAAAGUUAGUUUCAGCGAACCGAGCGAUAAUCAGAAGGUAUCGAACAUGUUCGGUUCAGUGACGCUGAAAACGGCAGCAGCACCUUCUUCUCCAUUCUCCAUAAGUAGCUUGAUUUCUGCCGAAAAGCAUUCAUCAGCUUCCACUAUAUUCGGUGCAGCCGCUAAACCCAAUGCAGAAAAUGAGACACCAAAAUCCAUUUUUGGAGGGUUCUCAUCGGCAUCGCCAGCUACAACCGGAUCAAUAUUUUCUUCGUCACUGAACACUACACCGAAAACCAUCCUCCCAACUCCAGACAAGUCCAAAUCGCCACUGGUACAGCCUUCCGUUUUCGGAUCGAUGCCAUCACCUGCACUCAACAAAUCUACUGAAGGAUUGUUUGGAGCAGGUUUCGGACAGAAAACAAAUAGUCCAAGUAUUUUUGGUGGUACCCCAGUGGUCCCUAAAAUAGAAACAUCGAACGCUACGCCUACGAGCAAUGUCUCAACUCCGCUGUUCGAGUCCGCCGGCAGUAGUAAUAUAUUUGGUGAUUUUGGUAGCGCAAACAACACACCUACCUUUGGAUCACUGGGUAGCACUGGUACUGGAAGUAAAGUGUUUGGAUCUUCUGCAGCAAGUGGAAUAAACUUCGGUGAUGUCGUAAAAGAAUUGGACAAAAAAACUGAAACCAAGCCAAUAGAAGGCGAUUUGGUAAAAAAAGCGGAUACUGGUGACACUUUCGCAUCUCUGGCUUCUGGAACCACAAACUCAUUUUUGGGUAAACAGAUUGGUGGAAUAAACUUUGGUGAUGUCGCCAAGGACGAAAAGCAGCCGGUCGAAGCAGAUUUGUUUAAAAAAUCGGACACUGGUGCAACGUUUGCCUCCCUGGCUACCGGCGGAAGUACCAAUACAUUUUUGACUAAGCAAUUUGCUCCCAAUAGUGGCUUUAUUGGAUUGACGGUGAAGGAAGACGUAUUCACACGCAUGGCCAACAAGAACAAACAAGGUGGCGAUGAUAGCAAAAACAAUGAGGAAGGCGCCGCGGGUAACGAUGAAAACUAUGAUCCUCAUUAUGAACCCAUAAUCCAGCUUCCGGAUGAAAUCGAGGUGCGAACGGGUGAGGAAGAGGAAAACAAACUAUUCGGAGAACGAUCCAAAUUGUACCGCUACGAUUCCGACACCAAAGAGUGGAAGGAGCGAGGUGUUGGUGAGCUGAAGCUUCUUUAUCAUCCAAAUCGCAAUAGCUAUCGGUUGUUGAUGCGGCGAGAGCAAAUUUUCAAACUAGUGUUGAACCACGCCGUGACCACUGAUCUACAAAUAGCUCCUCUAAAUAAUUCACCGAAAUCUUUCUUUUGGGCCGCAAUGAACCACGCCGAGGGAGGACCCCAACUGGAGAAGCUGGCCGUGCGCUUCAAGGACGAAGACAUCGCAGGAAAGUUCCGAAACCUGCUGGAACAGUGUCAGGAGAAACUGCGACAAAAGUCCGACUUGGAACCGGACCAGGAUUAAUAAUCAAAGAAUAGCGACCGCUACCCUUUCCCAGUUACCCUGAUGCUGGACGUAAGUAAAACAACAGGAAACAUAUAGUUUUUCAUUUAUUUUACAUGUGUAAUCUUACUGGUAUUUAUCAUGAUCGGUUAGUUAGAGAGGAAAAUUUCGUCAACUUUUAUGUUAAUUAUCUUAUUUAAGCACUAUUUCCUUUUGGCAAAAGUUUUUAUCGAUGUUUUCAUUUAUCCAGGGAUACUUUGGAUGAUAACUGUGCAUGUUUUUUGCCAAAUAAAAGGACUUAACCCCUAGCCUUCCUCUUUUUACGAACGUUUCUGAAAUAUGAUCAUAAAAUCCCUAUUUUUUCAUAGCUGAUAUGUUAUAGAUAUCAUCGUAAAUUCAAUCGGCACAUUCUUAAAAGUAAUUUGAGGUGACCCUCAUGCCUGUACGCUAUCGAAGACUAAUACUCGCGCGCGCUUAAUUUUAUAAAACCACCAAAUAAAAGACUGACGUUUAGUAAAAACUAAUAAAAAAAAUAUCGUUAUAGGAAAGACAACUACCUAAAUUGAAUUCGUUAAAAUAAAAAAAAAGGAAGGCAUGAGCGGCGAUUCAUCUCAGGUUAAUUUUAUUGAAACAUUUCUAAUUAUGAGCACUCUGUCAAUAAAUUUAGGUUGUAAUACUUUUUGAUAAAUCAAAACUUUGUUAGACGUUCUUUAACUGUAUAUGAUAGGAAAAACUUAUAUUUCUAAACGUGUCUUAGGAUUGACAGAGUUUAAAGUUUUCGCAUUGCCAAGCAAGGUACCUUUUUUUAAGAACAUCUGUUAGCAAAUUCCAUCUGACGCUAGAGCUCAGCUACAGUGCAUUGGUUUGUUGAUUUUUACGUUGUUUUUCUCCUUUAUCUCGUAACAGUUGUUUCAAAAUACGAAAUUUGUAACUUCCUAUCAAUAGCAAAAUAGAAGUGGCACAUAAAAUGUAAACGGGUUGAUAAGGUGA